AUGGUACGGGCGGAGGAUGCUGUGGCCUACGUCCACCAGGGAUUCUGGAUCAACUGGACAAAGGGACGUCCAAUGGGAGCCACUCUGACCCUCGAACCUCAGAAUGCCGCUAUCUUGAUUGCCAUCGUUGCUGUCUACGUCCAACUGGUCGGCUCCCAGCUCUGGAAACUUGUCGUCUUCCUCAUCCACCAGCUUCGAGCCACUCAAGCCGAAAAGGAUGGCUUCUAUCAUCAGCAGCAGGUUAUUCUGCGCAACACCGGCACCGAGAUGGGCGCCGUUUGGCAACUGAUCCGUGUCGGCUUUGCCUGGCGCCAUCACGUCCAACUCAAGGCCACCAGGAGGUCCCUUCCCCUAAUAUUGAUUGCCUCCUUGCAUUUUGCUGCUUUCAAUGUUGCCAGUAUCUUCUCGUCAAGACUCCUCGAUGCUGGAGACGAGGCUCUCUCUAUCAGUCCAUUUUGCGGGGUCUUCAAUGACGAUUACAUGGCUUCCAUGGGCACAAGCUCCGUCAUUUCCAUGCCCAAUAGUCUGGUCGUCGAAUACUCGGCCUACAUCCAGUCUCGCUAUCAACAAAGUCAGCAGUAUGUGGAGUUCUGUUCAACUCCUUCUUCAGUCUGUCGACACCUUCCACGUCAGACCAUUCCCUGGAAUGUGACAAUCAAUGACUCAUGUCCAUUUGCACAAGCUGCAUGCCUGCCCGGUCUCAACCAGUCUAUCGUCUUAGAUACUGGCCUCUUGUCGUCCCAUCGUCAUUUCGGUAUCAACUCUCCCGCUGCUGAUCGAGUUCAAUAUCGCAAAGUCACCACCUGUACCAUACUAAAUGACGCAGAAUAUAUCACCGACUGGCACAACAUCUCUGCGACAAAUUCUACCCCCGCCAAACAAGUCGUCGAUGCCUACUAUGGACCCAACCCCAUUGCCGACCGCAAUGCCACCUUCUCCUAUUCAGAAUGGACCCACCUUUACUCCUUUGACCAGUACAGCAUCACGAAUCCGUAUCAGAUGAGUGUUCAGUAUACGGGCGGAGGUACCACGCCCGAGGUCUAUUCCGACUUCGUACCCAUCCCAGAGCUAGCUCGCUCUGACGCCGAUGUAAUGUUGGCAUUCUUGUCAUUCUCCAAGGUCUACGAAGCUGCCGUUGAUGAUCCUUGGUUCCGGGCCACCGUUGCCACAACAUAUCCCGUUCCAGAGUCAAUGAACCCAGUUGAAGGCACCGUCUAUAAAAGAGACAAACCAGUCACAACCCUGGCAUGUGCUGAACAACAUCAACUCUGUGUUGACAAGGACUCUGACAAUGAUGUCCCAACUUCUGAUAAAUGUACACCGCUCGGCGGGUGGUUCGACACAGCCGCCGGGCCCAACAGCAUCGACGUGUUUGAUCUGACGCCACAGCAAGGUGCUGUUGCCCAGCGUCUUUUCCAAUCUGCAGUCGAUUCUUCAUUCUAUAGCGUCCUUCUGGGACUUGCCCAACGUGAUACCCCAUUGCUUGCGAGAAGAUCAAUCCAAGGGCUGACGGGGAUGGGGUUACCCAUCGACCAAUGGCAAAACGAGGUACGAUACUGGAGCAACAUAUCAAUGGCUAAUCUGCAACGGUCGGUGGUUGAUUUUAGCACCGGUCGCUUUGCUGCUGAUACCUCAUACAUCAACACCACCUUGUCUCCAGCACAAAGUUGGCUUUGUCAGAACCAGAUCAUUCGUGGAACGAGUUAUCGGUCCUUUGACAUGUUUGCGUUAAUCUUCAUCCUUGUAUUGGGAUUGAUCAUUAUCAUUGUCGGCUCAACCAUUGAGGAUUGUCUCGCUCUACGAAGGAAGCGACAGAUGCGACAAGGCAAGACGACCUCGAGCUACCGACAGGAAAUGUGGGUUCGAAACGAGAUGCUGGAUAUGCUGCGAAUGCUCUUCGAGCGUCAGGGCUACUCCACCUGGGGUCGGAGUUCCAACGGGGUUCCAAUUUCAGGUCCGGGGCAAAUGAUGAAGAUUGCAGAUCUCGAGACUACCGACAACCUUGAACUUUAUGCCACGCAGGACUCAAAGAAACCUAGGUCUCAUCGAUGGCGUAUCGCACCAAGCGGAAACAGUAGUGCUGGGACAUUACUGAAGGAUCACGAUAUCCACCAAGGGGUUGAGUCUUUUGAAUUUGAUCAUGCUCAAGGAGAAUUUUUGCGCGAUUUGAAACUGUCAAAGACGAAAAGGCAGUUUACUGUUGAUGAAAGAUAUUCAAGUGAUUUCACUGCUCUCCCGGUACACGAUGACGGGCAAGGCGGCAUUGGACAUGUUAUGGCAGAAAGGAGGACAAGUUGGGGCCUGUGGGGAGAACGACCACGUCGUGUCCCCCAAGCACCGUCCGACUGGAUCGGUCGUGCAUAUUAG
Molecule: messenger RNA, 2367 nt
Organism: Exophiala mesophila
Lineage: Eukaryota; Fungi; Ascomycota; Eurotiomycetes; Chaetothyriales; Herpotrichiellaceae
Exons: 1
Coding region: 1-2367 (788 amino acids)
Source: RefSeq, a predicted model, not a curated record